CCGGAGAAAGACGAAGAAUCAGCGAUUUUGUUUGCUCCUCCGAUGGAUUCAGCUCGAGAGGUCAGCGAUGGUAGACUCACCGUUGAGGGUUUUUCUGUAGCUGCUCGAACUUUUGCCGAUAAGUGGAAGAUACAUAACCAAGCGUUCCCUCCAUGGUCAUGGGUUCCUCUUAUCAAUCGAACUCUACUUGUUUCAAAGAAGGAGGAAGGUUACAUGUCGCUAGAGAAGAUCAUCAUUCUCAGUUCACUUGAUGAAAUUCCAGAGGAUGAAUCUCUAAAUGUAGCAACUGAUUGCUUGGAAAAAGAAGAAUCGAUUGAUCACACGAUCUUGGUCCCAACCCUGGAAAAUGAAGCACACUACUAUGAUUUCCAUAUAGUUUACAGUGCUUCAUACAAGGUUCCUGUGCUAUAUUUUCGCGGAUACUGCAGCGGUGGACAACCUCUUGCUUUUGAUGUCAUAAAAAAAGAUCUACCCUCAUGCUCUGUUAAUCUUCUGCUGGAAUCUAAGUGGACAUUUAUAACUCAGGAGGAGCAUCCGUAUUUGAACAGGCCAUGGUUCAAGCUACAUCCCUGUGGGACUGAGGAAUGGAUCAAGCUGCUUUCCCAAAGUAGCAGCUCUUCUGGAUGUCAGAUGCCAGUUGAGUUGUACUUGGUCUCAUGGUUCUCUGUUGUCGGGCAGUGGCUCCAAACCCUCGGCAACAACUUCUUAAGCGGAACGAAUCAAAAAGAUGACGUAGAUAGACUUUCAUUAGUGUACGAAGAUGUUCGGAUCGGUUUGGUGGUGGACAUGGAUUCAAUGGAAGGCAAGUUUGUGACAAGUUCGAUUUCCAUGGCGCUUUCUGAUUUCUAUCAUGUCAAUAAUGGCUAUAGAACAAGAGUCUCUGUCUUAUCCAGAGACUCUCAUGGUGACCCCCUCCAAGCUCUCGCUGCAGCCAUGGACCUCCUGCAAACUGAACAAGUGGAAGCACUUGUUGGUGGACAAUCGUUGUUUGAAGCAAAAAUUUUGGCAGAGCUUGGGGAGAAAGCUAAAGUUCCAGUAAUUUCUUCUUUCCAAGUUCCUAGCUCGUUGAGCUUGACCAAAUAUAAUUACUUUAUUCAAGCUACGCAUGAUACAUCCUCUGAGGCAAAGGGAAUUGCAGCUCUAUUCAGCAAUUUUGAUUGGAGAACCGCUGUUCUUAUCUAUGAGGAUGAUGAUGACUGGAGAGAGAGUAUACAACCUUUGGUUGGACAUUUCCAACAGAACGCCAUUCACAUUGAGUACAAGGCGGAAUUUUCGGUCUCAUCUAAUGAGGAAUGUAUCAUGAAGCAGCUACGAAAGUUAAAGGCCUCUGGGAUAAGGAUUUUUGUUGCGCACAUUUCUGAACAAAUUGCAAAUCGUCUCUUUCCAUGUGCUCGGAGGUUAGGAAUGAUGGAGGAAGGACAUGCUUGGAUCCUCACAGCGAGAAGCAUGAAUAAUUUUCAAGACACAAACUAUUUAGCAAAGGAGGCAAUGGAAGGUGUGAUUGGUUUCAAGUCUUAUAUUCCAUUGACUGAGGAGCUUCACAACUUUACUUUGAGAUGGAAGAGAUCUUUGCGACUCGAAGAAGUAGUUACAGGGAUGAGUGUUUGUAGCAUAUGGGCUCACGAUAUAGCUUGGAGUCUUGCAAGAGCAGCAGAAGGUGCAAAGUUACCAGGUUUGCCAGUAUAUAACCUGCUUGAGGCAAUUACAGAGGGUGCUAAGCAUAAAGGUUUGAGUGGUGACAUCAAAUUCAUCGAUAAGAAGUUUAUCUCAGACAAGUUUGAGAUUGUGAAUAUGAUAGGGAGAGGUGAGAGAAGUGUAGGACUUUGGAAUUCUGGUAGUUUCAUCAGCAAUAGAAGAAGACGUUUGUCUUCUACCAAUGCACUUGAGACAAUCAUCUGGCCUGGAGGGUCUACAAGAAUUCCAAAACUCCGUUCGUUGAAAGAGAAGAGGCAUGGUGAAAAGAAGAAGCUGAGAGUUUUAGUACCAGCGGGUAACAUAAUUCCACAAAUACUGGAAGUGAAAACAGAUUUUAAAACUGGAGUCACGGCUGCUACAGGAUACUGUAUUGACGUUUUUGAGACAUCAAUCUUACCUUUCAAUUAUGAAGUGGAGUACAUACCUUGGCCUGGCGCAAUUAAUUACAACAACUACAACGAUCUUGUGUACACACUGUAUAGCCAGAAAGACAAGUACGAUGCAGCUGUUGGGGAUAUCACGAUUACUGAUAACAGAUCUUUAUAUGUUGAUUUUACGUUACCUUUCACUGAUAUGGGUCUCGCAGUUGUGACUGCCAAAGACAAAAGCAUGUGGAUUAUCUUUAAGCCUUUGACACUUAGUCUUUGGCUAACAAUUGCAACUUUCUUUAUCUUGACGGGGGCUAUAGUUUGGUUGAUAGAGCGGCAUGAUAACGCUGACUUCCAAGGCUCUUGUUUCCAACAGAUUGGAACAUUGCUAUGUUUUGGGUUCUCGACCCUUGUCUUUGCCCAUCUGCUUAUAUUGACUUCAAAUUACACUGCAACGUUGACAUCAGUGAUGACGGUUCAACAGAUACGAGGGUUGAAAUCAAACGAAAACAUUGGCUUCUUUUCUGCCUCUAUUGCAGCAAAUGUGGUUAAUGAGAAUCCUACGUUCCAAGGACCUAGAUACAAGGGAUUAAAGACAGCUGACGAUUUUACAAAUGCUUUAAGGAAUGGAACUAUCUCGUUCAUCGUCGAUGAAGUUCCAUAUGUAAAGCUCUUUGUUGCAAAACACCCUUCAGAAUUCGAAAUUGUCAAAACCGAAAGCGUCACCAACGGCUUUGGAUUUGCUUUCCAGAAAGGUUCUCCUUUGGUUCAGAAGGUGUCAAGAGAAAUCGCAAAGCUAAGGAGAACAGAGAAGCUAAAAGCCAUAGAGAAUUGGUGGUUCCAGAGACAAACGACGUCAGCCACAAGCGAGGAUACGUUCCAUCCUCUUACAGUUUACACGUUUCGCGGUUUGUUUAUGAUCACAGGAGUUUCUUUUGCGUUUGCUCUCAUCGUCUAUCUAAUCCCCUGGAACCGAGACCAAAGGCAAGUUUUGCUUAAACAUUUUCACCGUUAUGUUAGUCAUCGAUUUGCUAGGGCAAUUCGUCCUUCACCCACCACACCAAACAGGCAAAAUGAGAAUGCAGUCAUCUGAAGCUUGACAUCUUCGUAUCAACCUCGGAAAUGCAAUUCUCAUAUUUCUACGGCUUCUUCUUUUGUAUAUGUAUCAAAUCCAUCCAUAAAUGAUUAUUGAUCUU
Arabidopsis arenosa is the source of this 3259-nucleotide messenger RNA. NCBI's taxonomy places the organism in Eukaryota, Viridiplantae, Streptophyta, Magnoliopsida, Brassicales, Brassicaceae. The record is from the annotation of a GenBank genome assembly.